Hypomesus transpacificus is the source of this 3359-nucleotide messenger RNA. RefSeq lists its product as uncharacterized. The record is from RefSeq and is a predicted model, not a curated record. Gene Ontology annotation, cellular component: nucleolus; small-subunit processome. Lineage: Eukaryota; Metazoa; Chordata; Actinopteri; Osmeriformes; Osmeridae. The coding region runs from base 496 to 2865 and encodes 789 amino acids. The transcript has 15 exons. Gene Ontology annotation, biological process: rRNA processing.
UCACAUAAAGACAACAAAUAGUUUAUCGUGAUUCAUUGCCAUGGUGAAGAGUUUUGAGUCGCUGCCUGAACCAACUCCUGGGUAUACGAAAUCAGUGACCUAGUAUAGAAAACAGGGACCAGGGGUCGCUGUUCAGCAAAUGUUAGGGUUAGGGUUACAGUUACGGUUCGAACAUUUGCUGAACAGCGAGCCCUGAUCAGUUUUCGAUAGGUCACCGAUUUCGGUACAACACCGGAAAUAAAAUAGCCUACGGUUUCACACUGUUCAAGAUAGGCUACGUUCCGAAUCCUACACAGAGAUAGUGGGAAAGGUUGUAAUUGAGGAAUGUAUUUUACGACAAGUACGUAAACGAUGUAAAACGGCUUUCCGGCAGGAGUACUUCACAUGUGGUAGCUAAUGGAAUACAAUUCUAACCAUUGAGGACUAGCUAGCCAACAACGUGGCUAAACACACAACAUAUAUACCAACCCCGAAUAGUGAAGAAACCCCUUCAAAAUGGAAAGUGAUGGUGCGAUGAUUAAACAAGGAAUGUGUGACGACCAUGUGGAGAAUCAGGCAGACCCCACCUGCAUCAGCGCCAGUGAAGAUGAGGAUGGCAGUGACGAUGAGAGAAAAAACCGCAAGCUCCUGGAGGCUAUCAGCUCACUGGGGGGAAAGAAAAGAAAGAAGCUUGCUGAACGAUCUGAAGCUUGCAUUCAAGUAUCAGAGUUCACUGUCAAUGCAGAAGGUGAAGGAGAAAAAAUCAAUCUGUCUGACCUCAUUGGUACUAUGGACAAAACCACCGCUUCACUCUCCAAGACAAAGAAACAGCUUAGGAAUCUUCAGAACAGUCACACUACCUUGGAGACACCCCUAAGCAAACAGGAAACACAAAAGAUCCAUAGAGAUGUGGCUUUUGACAAAACCGCGAAAGAGGUGUCGCGAUGGGAGAGUAUAGUAAAACAGAACCGAAGGGCAGAGCAGCUGGUUUUCCCCCUGAACCAGGAGCCUUCUGGCCCAAAACGCAUGGACCAGGUGGUGACUGGAUGGAAGGCUCAAACCCCACUAGAACAGGAGAUCUUUAGCCUUCUGCACAAGAACAAGCAACCCAUCCACCAUCCUGUUCUUACACCCAUGGAAGAGGCCUCCCUGGGAGCUAUGAGUCUAGAGGAAGCGAAAGUACGCCGUGCAGAACUCCAAAAGGCCAGAGUACUGCAGUCAUACUACGAAGCAAAAGCCAAAAGAGAAAGGAAGAUAAAGAGCAAAAAAUACCACAGGGUACAGAAUAAAGCAAAGCGUAAGGAGUUUCUGAAGCAGUUUGAUGACAUGCUUAAGACCGAUCCUGCUGCUGCUCUGGAGGAACUGAAGAAGAUGGAACUGUCUCGAAUGCAGGAAAGAAUGUCUCUGAAGCAUCAGAACAGUGGCAAGUGGGCCAAGUCAAAGGCCAUCAUGGCAAAAUAUGAUGAAGGGGCUCGGAAAGCCAUGCAGAGCCAGCUAGAGGUGAACAAAGACCUCACCCAGAAAGUGGUGGUAGUGUCCGAGGAGGAAGACGAGGACAAGGACAGCCCAGAUACCCUGCCAGACUUUGUGAACGACUCGCAGUCGUCGCUGGACCCGGUGAAUCCCUGGAUGAGGGGAAAGCUUUCUGUCGAACCCACGGUGCAGGAGGCGGGUGAGGGCACGGAGGUGCCGUUGCUCACCCCUGAGGAGACGGCACACUCGGACAGCAAAGCGGAAAGUGAGCAGGAAGUAGAGGAAACUGAAGAGGAAGUGCUCCUUCGAGAUUUUGAGACGAGGCGCAAGUUGCGGCGGACUGAGGUAGCUGACGGCGUAACUGCGUCUUUGGAAGACAAAGAAACACCAGAAGAGAAUAAAGCCGAACAAGAAGUUGUGGAGAUCUCUGACAGUGAGGAAGAGGACCUCUCUGAGUUCACCAGCCUUUACCAGGGGAUAGCCAACAGCCAGCAGAAGUCCCAAUCUCAGGAAGCACAGCCAGAACCAAUACCAGGACCAGGGGCCGUUCCGACCGAGGAGGCUCCAGGCCUGCUGGAGGAGACCCUGGUAAGAAUCAGGACCCUGGAGGAUGUGGAGAUGCUAAGUCAGAACCCCCUUGAUAUCGAAGGAGACCAACCAUUACCUCCAGUGGACCAGAGCCCCAACAUAGAGGAAACGGCCCUCCCAUGUGGUACUCAGAAGGCUGGGAAAAAGAUGAAGAGAAAGAGAGGGAUUGACCCCAAUGAGGUUCUGACCAAAGAGGCCAAAAUGAUCAAGGUCCCUUUGGUUCCCACGGCCGUGGAGGAUGAGAACGGUGAAGAGGAACAAAGGACCAUCAUCAGCGAGGCGUUUGCGGGGGACGAUGUUGUCUCAGAUUUUCUGAAGGACAAGAGGAAGCAGGAGGAGGCUGGGAAACCCAAGGUCGUGGACUUGACUUUGCCAGGCUGGGGAGAGUGGGGAGGUCAGGGCCUUAAAACCUCACGCAGGAAACAAAGGAGGUUCAGGGUGAAAGCAGCCCCACCUCCCCCAAGACGAGACGGGAAACUCCGUGCCAUCAUUAUCUCUGAAAAGAGGGAUUCGGCAGUCGCUGCACUCCAGGUGAGUCAGCUGCCUUUCCCAUUUGAGAAUCCCGCACAAUUUCAGCACACCAUCCGUUCGCCUAUCGGACGCACCUGGAAUACCCAGCAAGUCGUGAGAAAGAUCACCGCGCCCAAGGUGGUCACCCAGUUAGGUGCCAUCAUCGACCCCAUCGCCCGUGAGGAGCUUAUGAAGGGCCAAAAGCAGAUGAUCGCAAGGACAGGGCCAAACAUUCCGCUGGAGUCAAUCAAAGACGGUGUCAGUAAAACGUCUCAGAAACGCACGCAGAAGAAGAAGAAACGCACAAAGAACUGAUUAGUUUCCUCCGCUUAUGGCUGUCAUGACGCAAACGUGAAUGGGACGCCUAACCCUGAUCAUGAUACCAAGGAUGAUUUACACGUUCUGUGGGGUAACAUGGCCACCACGCUUACGAUUUGAGAGCAUUUACACCUGAUUCAGCCUGCCAAGUAAGCUGUGAUUUAGUUGGUCUUGGAGGAAAAGCAGGUUAAAUUCUAGUGAGACGAUGACCUCUUCUUGGAAUGAAAUGUCUGGCCACAUAUGUAUGUUUUGUAAUGCAUCAGUCAUGAGCGACAGUAAAACUAUGUAUGCCAGAUUUUAUGACACCUCAAUAUAUUUUACAAUACAUUGUAAUGAGCCAAUUGGCUAAUGGUGGUGGCACAUCAUUAAUUCAUUAUUUACUUAUAAUUACAUUUUUGAUCUGUAAAAUUAAAUGCAGCUAUAAAUUAACCUUGCUAUUGUAUUUCUUUACUUUUGUGGCCCCUAAAUCAAAUCUGCUGUGGCACAUGAUU